AUGAAGUUCAACUUCAGUCGAGUGUUUCAGAAUCCGAAUAGUGUGCUGAAUCGUCGAAAUCGCCAUCAACUGCUGGUGGCGCUGCUGAUCAACAUACUGACCUUCUCGCAUGGCAUUGGAGUGGGCUGGAUGUCGCCCGUAAUGCGUGAUCUGCGAACCGAGAACUCGCCAUUUGACUUCGCGGUGGUUGUGGAGGAGCUGUCCUGGGUCGGUUCAGUGCUGGGCAUAGGCAGCAUUAUUGGCAAUAUACUGGUGGGUGUGCUGCACGAUCGCAUAGGUCGGAAGCUGGUUAUGUAUAUCUUGGCCAUACCCCAUACGGGCUUUUGGCUGCUGACAUACUAUGCCCAAAGCGUUGAAUAUUUGUAUGUGGGCCGUUUGUUGGCAGGCAUUUCCGGCGGCGGGAGCUACAUAGCACUUCCCAUCUUUAUCAGCGAAAUUGCGGACGCAAACAUACGCGGCACACUAGGCUCCACGACCAUGUUGUCCGUCAACAUGGGCGUCUUGGCUGGCUAUAUUAUUGCCACCAAUGUGUCCUACUUGAGCGCUCCAUUCUGCAUUCUGGCACUGCCCACCUGCUACUUGCUCUGCAACUUCCUGUUCCCCGAAACACCCCAUUAUCUCAUACGCAAGGGCAGGCAUGAGGCAGCGGAGAAAUCAUAUCGCUACUAUAAGAAUUUCGGAGCUAAUGACGGCAGCGCAGCAAUUGAAUUCGAGGAAUUAAAGUCAAAGCUAACCAAAGAGCAGCAUCUAAGCUCGACGGCCAACUCCCUCAACCUUAAAGACUUUGCUACCGGACAGGCUUUGAAGGCUUACGGCACGGCCAUUGUUUUGCUGCUGACCUAUCAGUUCAGCGGCAUUUUCUGCAUCACCAGCUACUUGGCCGACGUCUUUGCAGCCUCUCACACGAGCCUCAAUGCAAAUGCGUGCACUAUUGUCGUGGGAGUGGUGCAGAUUAUGGGAAACUAUACAACAACCCUGCUCUGCGAUAAGUACGGUCGCAAAAUUCUAUUGUUGGUCUCCUGUCUGGGCUGUGCAGCCAGCUUGGCCGCCUUCGGCUGCUUCACCCACUACGCGGACGAUGCUAGCCAUGAUGUGGCUGGAACCGGUUGGUUGCCUCUAAUGUUGCUGUCGUUGGACAUUUUUCUGGGCAGCAUGGGACUGGUGGGCUGCAGUGUUGUGCUAAUGGUCGAGCUGUUUCCUGCAAAGAUACGUUCCGUCUCUUUAUCGGUGUUUGUGGUGUGUCUCAGUGGCUUGGUUUUCGUCACCUUGAAAAUAUUCCCGCUUUGUCUGGCAUAUUGGGGCAUCUCGCUGACGAUGUGGUCCUGCAGCGCAGUGUCGCUGUUUGGCUUUCUCUAUUUCAGCUAUUUCUUGGAGGAGACCAAGGGCAAGUGCCUGGAGGAUGCCUAG
Messenger RNA from Scaptodrosophila lebanonensis, 1407 nucleotides. RefSeq names its product facilitated trehalose transporter Tret1-like. The coding region runs from base 1 to 1407 and encodes 468 amino acids. Gene Ontology annotation, molecular function: sugar transmembrane transporter activity. The record is from RefSeq and is a predicted model, not a curated record. Gene Ontology annotation, biological process: carbohydrate transport; transmembrane transport. Gene Ontology annotation, cellular component: membrane. NCBI's taxonomy places the organism in Eukaryota, Metazoa, Arthropoda, Insecta, Diptera, Drosophilidae. The transcript has 6 exons.